UAAAAAGCGAGGGCAUCGCAGGUGAAAAUAGAUGUAUAAAUAUCCAAAAAUCUGUACUCCCUUCUUCUCCGUCGCAUCUUCCGGGUCUUUCCAGCCGAAGUGAUAAAGAUACUACAGCAUGGAGAAUAUGCAGAGCUAUUGGCAAUUUGGCGACGAGCUUCGAGGACAAUCAAAAGCCUCGGAGGAUCAUAAAUGGUCAACAGCUGCUCUAAAAUUGGCUGAGCAGAUGAAGUACAAGGGUGAACGGAGGAAUAACCUUGACCUUUCAAAGAGCUCGGCUGAAAUUAGACCCAGGGGUAAUCAUAUGUUUCAGGAAGAUAACAAGUGGGAAAGCCUUAACUUCAAUAUGUUAAAUUUGGAUAACAAGAUGACUGAAAAUAUGAGCAAGAAUCGCAUUAUGGAUAGCAUUUACAAUGCAAAUCCAGUUUAUCUUAAGCCCAAUUUUAACAGCUUGGGAAAUUCAUCUUUGAGCAAGUUCAAUGCUAGCAACUACACCAAGGAACCAGGCAAGAAUAACAAUAACAACGUUGAGAGCUCCAAUGGAAAUAACUCUGUUGACAAAAGGUUUAAGACUCUGCCUGCUGCUGAGACACUGCCGAAGAAUGAGGUUCUUGGUGGAUAUAUAUUUGUUUGUAACAAUGACACAAUGCAGGAAGACUUAAAGCGUCUGCUCUUCGGCCUUCCUCCUAGAUACAGAGAUUCUGUGAGGGCGAUAACACCAGGGUUACCCUUGUUCCUUUAUAAUUAUACUACUCACCAGUUGCAUGGUAUCUUUGAGGCAUCGAGUUUUGGAGGUUCCAACAUUGAUCCAACCGCCUGGGAGGAUAAAAAAUGCAAAGGAGAGUCGAGGUUCCCUGCUCAGGUGAGGAUCCGUGUCCGGAAAGUCAGCAAUCCUUUGGAGGAAGAUGCUUUUAGACCAGUUUUACAUCAUUAUGAUGGCCCCAAGUUCCGCCUGGAGCUCUCCGUGCCUGAGACUUUGGACUUGCUAGAUCUCUGUGAAAAAGCUGGUGUCUAGGUGUUAUGUGCUCGUGCUGGCGUCCUGUACUAGUAAGCAUAAAGGAACUGUAGCCUAUGUGAAUGUUAUAGGUUUGUGGUGCAUGUCAGCAGUGUGCUGUCCGUAGAUUUUCCCUAGCGUAAGCUUUGGUGUGCAAAUCUGGUAAGGGGUCGUAAGUUUAGGGUUGGCUUGUGUAAGCGAAAUAAGUGCAAUGCUUAUCUCUGAAGAUAUUUGCAGAGUGACUUCACAGUUUAGCUAUGUAAUCUUAUAGUAGACUAGCGACAAGUAAGACGAUUAUGUAAUGGGAUCUUCAAGAUCGAAUGUGUUUCUGUAUCUGCAGAGGAACUCUGCUUCAUCCGAUUUGUACCGUACGAAUACUUAACAUUUAUUUUCAUUUAGUGA
Messenger RNA from Solanum dulcamara, 1396 nucleotides. RefSeq names its product B2 protein-like. The transcript is spliced from 6 exons. NCBI's taxonomy places the organism in Eukaryota, Viridiplantae, Streptophyta, Magnoliopsida, Solanales, Solanaceae. The record is from RefSeq and is a predicted model, not a curated record. Bases 119 to 1015 code for a protein of 298 amino acids. Gene Ontology annotation, biological process: response to endoplasmic reticulum stress.